GGUCGGGUUUGGCUGGGUAUGUCGGGUCGAGGUCAGGUCACUACUCCGUGACCCGUCACCCACCCGGCACACCCGACUCACCCGACUCAACGUAACAGCUGAAUUUAUGUCUGCUUGCUACUUCCGCUGUCAGUGUAUUCCUUUUAUCCUUCGGAAACUUUCUUUUUUGGUAUUGUACAGCUGUACAGUUGUGUUAGCUAAGCCAGAAAAAAAUCGUCAGUCAAAUCUGGGACACACACACACACACACACCUUCCAUUAUCAAUAUGCCUCAAGCAGCCGAACCUGAUCCCCCUCUCGUAAAGGGCAAACAUAGGCAUAUUGAGACAGAGCGUCAUCGUCUUGGGGUUCAGCAAGCUGCCGAAGAACCUACUUCUUCCGUCUCAUCACUCCCUUCCUCCAUUAGGCGUGCGACGAAGAAGGCUAGGAACACGGUCAAGAAGGCUGGCUCGGCUGUCAAGAAGCUCACGCGACGCAAGAAAACAGCAACAUCCGUGCAACCCGUGUAACCCGUUGCACGCCCGUGGCCCGUUGCACGGGUGAUCCGGUUUGCUCGGGUAC
Molecule: messenger RNA, 560 nt
Organism: Desarmillaria tabescens
Lineage: Eukaryota; Fungi; Basidiomycota; Agaricomycetes; Agaricales; Physalacriaceae
Exons: 1
Coding region: 107-508 (133 amino acids)
Source: RefSeq, a predicted model, not a curated record